ACAGAUAACAAUCACUGGGAUGAGGGCACCUUGAGACAUUAUCAACCAACCAGAACAUUAACAACAAAACCUGAAUUCAGCAAUACGGGGUUGGAACAACAUGAGGGUAAGUAAAGGAUUUUUUUCGUUGAACUGAGUUUAUCGCUAAAUUGGGCUUUUAUUUUGAAAGCAAGAGACAGCCUUAUUGAGGACUUUUAUUUUGCUUUCCAGCAGAGCCACGGGUUCCUUUAGUAGGUCAGACCAGAUGGCUCCCGGAACAAUAAUGUCAAGCUGAAACUAAACUCCUUUAGCCGAUGAGCUGUUUUGAUUAUUAUCUCUUUGAGUAAUUUUGUUUUGCUCGUUCAAACACCACCAUAGCCUUUAGAAUGGAGAUCGAUGAUUUAUCAUGAAACUCCGCGCGCAGUAUGACAGAGGAACAUAUAGCGAGUCCAGAAGAGCGUUUAAACUGAGGGAUUCACCUGAUCCGAUGCGAACCGAUCCCAGCCCGCAGGGAGGGAACGGACUGACAUUAACCCUGCAGCCGGAGCUGCUCGCCCGAAUGCCUGGAGCUGGAAGUUCCAGCGGGCCGGAAUCAGACGAGGAUGUCCGGGUUCCUAUAGGUAGCUCACCGGGGUCCACAAGUGGACGUGGCGCGACCUCGUGGAGGCUGAGAGCAGCGAGCCACAGCCACUCCCAUUCCCAUUCUCACGGACACACGCACAGCCAUGAGCACGAGGCGGACCCGGAAUCCGGAGAAUCCAGCAGCUCAUUAUCGGAGCUGCACUACCUCCUGCGCUGGCUCAAGAAAAGUCUUCCUUUCAUAGUUAUUCUCUGUGCGAAACUAGUCAUCCAGCAUGCCCUGGGUCUGGCUGUUGCAGUGGGUUUGUUUACCACUUUUAUGUAUGUCAACAAAAGCAUUCAAACGCAAGUCUUUCUCCACGACCGAAGGACAAAGUUGCAUUGUGCCUGGCUCUUGCUUUUCCUCACAUCCUCCAGUCUCCUUGUGUUCUACACUUUUCACACUCAGUCACUUUAUCUCUGCCUCAUUUUUGCCAACGCUACAAUAGAUUCACAGAACUUUUGGGAGGUUUUAUGGUGCGUCGGUGUGACUAACUUCAUUUUGAAGUUUUUCUUCAUGGGGCUCAAGUGUCUAAUUCUCCUCAUCCCCUCCCCGCUCAUGACAUACCGGCGAAGGGGUCAGUGGUACAUGCUCAUAGAAGAGGUGGGUCAGUUGUAUCAGGUGAUCGCUCCUGUCCCACUUUGGUUCCGCUAUCUGGUCAGCUACAAUGAGAUGGACACCUCAGUGGGUCUGACUCUGGGAAUCCUGCUAGCCUUGCUCUACCUCAUAAUGAAGCUUUUGGCCUUGUAUGGACUGUCAGGAUCAUUGCAAAAAACAUUACGGACUUUUUUUAGUUCUGAGGUGAACGGCGCUUCAGCCAGUCCUGCUCAGGUUAGAGAGGCAGGUGACAUUUGUCCGAUCUGUCAGGCUGAUUUUAAGCAGCCUCGGUUCCUCAUGUGUCAGCAUAUCUUCUGUGAGGAGUGCAUCGCCCAGUGGCUUAACCAGGAGAGGACCUGCCCCCUGUGCCGCACUGUCAUCACAGACAAGGUGCAUAAGUGGAAAGAUGGUGCAACAUCAGCUUAUUUUCAAAUCUACUGAAAUCUCACCAAAAGGAUGGAGACACAUUGUUGUGACCAGCAGUGGAUCCACAGAAUAUGGAUUGUUUUAUCCUCUCAAACAUCUCCGUUGAGCAAACAGCACUUGUUAUAAGACAAAAGGCUCUAGAAAAAGCUCCAGUUUGAGUUUUUAUAUAUAUAUAUAUAUAUAUAUCUAUAGAUAUAUAGAUAUAUAUAUAUAUAUAUAGAUAUCUUGUCAAAAGGACAAGUGCAGCUCUUGUAUUCUUAUUAUUAUUACUAUUAUUUUGCAUGUGGAGCUCCCAUAUUUUUUAGUGUUUAUAAUUUAUAUUCCUCUUUGUGUUCUUGCAAUAUUACUAAUUACCUUCUGGGUGUAAACAGAAGAAUACAGUGGAGAUAAAUAGAUUUCUUCAUAUUGUAUUUGUGGAGAAAACACUAACAAAUAACAUAGCAGAAAUUAAUUUGUUGACUCCCUAAAUGUAUUUAAAAAAAAAAUUUCAUUUUUCAUAGAUACUGGUCUUAUCGAUCCAUAGUCAGAUACUGUGGUUUUCGAAACUGAACUUUUCUUAAACACUUUUAUGAAUCCAAUCAUAAGGAGUUUUGAAAAAUUCUGGAUUUUGCGUUCCAGUAUUCUGGUUUCUUUAGUAAUAAUCUGAAUGUGAGGUAAUUGCACUUGAACUACUGAUUUAUCAAAUGAUGUAGCAUUAGAAUUUUGGAACCAUGUGAUUUUUGUGACUGAACAACAUACAAUGGCUUUUGAAUUAUUAAAAUGUUACUGUACCUGCUAAAUGCAUUUGUAAUUCAGGCCCUUCACAGAUACAUGGUAUUUUUCUAAUCAUGUUGCACUUACAUUGUAAUAAACCAAAGCGUUGAUGAAGAAAUAUCUAUUUUAGUACAAUCAUACAGUAUGCAGUUAUAAUUGUAUUUUUAUCCAGUAUAUUUGACCAAAUACAUUUUAAAAACCUUUAAAAAGUGUCACUGAAAUUCUUUGUCCAGUAAAUGCAGGGUUGCUUGGUAAAUGCUCAAAUUCAACUUUGUUGAUUUUGUAGAAUUCACUAGAGGUUAAAUUAAAAUGAAUUUUAAAAUAAACACAAGCAAUCACAAAACACCAGAUCUGAAACAAUCUCAUGUAAUUUUGUACUUUAUAUCUAUUCAUUUUUUAAACCAAACGUGCCACUGUCUAAUAACCACAGCAUUUAAAAUGCAAAAUGAAUCCUCAUCUGCAUCUCAAUUCUUUUCACAGGCGUUUUCGUUUCACUUUAGAAUCAGGACGUUUCAGAAUUUGUUCCAAUUCUAAUGUAAUGGAGUACUACAGAUUUUCAAUUA
Molecule: messenger RNA, 2937 nt
Organism: Sinocyclocheilus grahami
Lineage: Eukaryota; Metazoa; Chordata; Actinopteri; Cypriniformes; Cyprinidae
Product: RING finger and transmembrane domain-containing protein 1-like
Exons: 10
Coding region: 386-1636 (416 amino acids)
Biological process (GO): positive regulation of ERAD pathway
Cellular component (GO): endoplasmic reticulum
Molecular function (GO): ubiquitin protein ligase activity
Source: RefSeq, a predicted model, not a curated record